Owenia fusiformis is the source of this 4500-nucleotide messenger RNA. NCBI's taxonomy places the organism in Eukaryota, Metazoa, Annelida, Polychaeta, Sabellida, Oweniidae. The record is from the annotation of a GenBank genome assembly.
AUGGAAAACAUUUGGAUUGCUUGGAUGACCGUCUUGAUAUUUCUAAGUCAAAGACACGCCAAGGCAGGACCUGUCGGAUCCUGCGGACUCAACCCCCAAUUGUUCCUCUCUGACAGUAAAGAUCGCUGCAAAUACUAUUGGUGUGCAGGGGGUGCUAUUGCAGGACCAUUCAACUGCGCUCCUGGAACGGGUGUUCCCUAUGGACAUACAUCCAAAGCCAACCCAUGUACUAUUCCAGUUGAUAGAUGCAAGAGCAACAAUUAUAAUAGCGGAGGGUCAGUUUAUAAGAGCCCUAGUGUAUCCAUAACAUGGGAUGCUGGACACAACCCUAACCAUCACUACAAUCGACAAAAUUCAAAGGUCAACUCUCAUGUAAAGCAUCACUACAAUCCACACAAUACGAAGAUCAAAUCUCAUGGUGUAAACAACAUGCCCAAUCCUCAUGGUGUAAAUAACAUGCCCGCGGUUACAUACUUCAAAAACGACGGAGCUAAAUUUUAUGAAUUCCUACAGUCAAAUAAAGGACACUACCCACUGGUGCUGAAUCAGUUAUUCUAUAAAGGUCCUCCUCAGUCCAAUUUUGGCCAUAAGCAGACACAUACUCAAGUUAAACCCAAACCUGUCAAAUAUCACAACAGGCUAGCUCCAUCCCCGUUCAAACACCCGAUAUCGCCAAACCGACAAAACACCAAACCUAAUAACUUCUUACCCAAGGCAUAUUCUCAGGUCCAGACAAGUGUUAAUAUUCAGAAGCCAAAGGCACCUGAUAUAGGAACAAUCAUUGGCAUUUACAAGGCUGGAAACGAUCUGUUUGUCAAGUCGAAAGGAAGGAACAAAGUGAAACGUAAAGUUAAUGAUAUUGAUGAGAAAGAUGACAAAGAUGACAAAUCCCUGCAAAUAAAAGCUACUGUCGAUAAUGUAACGAACGAGGUUAAUAAAAAGAAAGAUGAUACAAAAGAAAAACCAUUGAACGACCAGCCAGAUCAGACACUGAGCGAUGGAUACCACACUAAAACUAACCUUGAUAUCAUCAAUCCUGGCUUUAAUUCCUACAAACACGACGCACAUGCUGCUCACCACGGUCCCAUUAACAUAGGUCAGCCCCCACCUGGUAACGUUUGGGCUGGGAGAGUCGAUUUGGUAAACACGGGCCAAUUUGCCUUGUUGACUACACCAGAUCCGAGCAAACUUGCAAAGGUUGUCCUAGUAGAUGCCAAACAGGAUCCAUAUGGUUUGAAAGGUCCUACUAAGUAUGAUUUUAGCUACGUAAAGACCAAGACCAAGGAGAAAAAGCACGGAUAUGACGAAGAUUCGUAUGAGCAUGAACAUGAAUACAAACCAAAGAGGAAGAAGAAAAAGAAGCACAGUUACCAUGACGAUCAUGACGAUUACGAUGAUCACCAUAAAUAUAAGCCUAGUUACAAAAAGCAGAAGGUAUGCCUCCCAGGGUCGAACAUAUUCCUAGCGGACGUCGAUGACAGUUGUAUAUACUAUAGGUGUAUAGAUGGCGUGAUGACUGGCCCUACCUGGUGUAAAGCUGGGACAGGAGUUCCACCCAACUUCAGAGAUAACAGAAACCCAUGCUCUGUGAAGUCACAAGAAUGUUCCAAGACAAUAACACGCCCUGGAUAUGUGGGGAAGAACAACAGAGAAACACAUCAUGUCCCAGCAUCGUAUUACGACUGGACACACACUAAAUAUUCAAUGGCGAUAGAAACGUCUAUGCCGACGGGUGUCGAAUACGGCUACCACCCUCAGUAUAGUAGUUUCAGAACAACAGAUGCAAAGUCUAAGAAGCAACGAUUUUCUCAAAACAGGGUAUCACAAAAAAACAAGCCUAACGACAGCGAAACAGUUGCUUCAAAAGAUGGGCAUAGCAUGCUAAAAGAUGAAAACCGGACAAGGUUUAAGAAGCGCCAAAAUGAAUCACAAGUCUCUUCAAAGAAACAAAUCUCCAAAGGAAAACGAGCAAAGAAAGUGUUAUCAAACAGAAAAUACAACAGAGAUGGGACUAAAAAGGAAGAUGUAAGAGUCAUCAACAUCGCAAAAGUCAUGAAACGAUUAGCGAAAGCUUUAAAAUAUAGGCUAUCGAACAAGAGUUAUAAAAAAUAUGUAAAAUAUCAAAAUUUUGCAACAAGAAAUUCAACCAGACACAGAAGAAGAAAGCAAAAGCCAACUAAAGAUACUUUAGGGGAAAACGGAAACCAAGCUACGGCUAUAAAUAAAAAAGAUAGAAUUAAACAGAAGACAGAGACCCAGGAAUAUACCCAAAUAAAAUCGACAAAUGGUAACCAUAAGGACCUUAUUUCCACAUCAAAAAAGCAAAACGAUAUCUCCUCUCAAAAUUCUAAUUCUUCAAAGGACAAGCACCAGAUAAACCAGAACCAGAAGGACCAGAAAGGAGAAAAACAAAAGGGAUCCCCAAAAUUUGAUAUGAAACAUUUUGUAAUGCGAAGAUUAGAGAAACUUAUUCCAGGUGUUAAAAUAAACGAGGAAAGCAAAAUAGCUGAAAAACCUGGUCCAAGAAGUAACGUGAAGUUAAAUGAUGGAUACGGUGACAAAGUUGAAUACUCCUUGCAGAAAAAACACAGCGGAUAUGACGUAGAGUAUGAAGUGAAGGAUCGGAGCAACAAUUAUAAGAGCAAUCCAUUGGUCCAAGCUCUACAUGGCCAUGAUACAGGGGGCGUUGUUGCAGGAGGACAUGCUGGUCACCAAGUGUACGGGGGUCAAGUUAAUCGCGUCCAGUUAGGCCAAUUUGCGUUGCUCACCACUCCAGAUCCGAGAAAGCUUGCAAAAGUUGUAUAUGUCGAUUCCCCCGAAGGCAAACAAGGAGAUUAUGAUUUUACGUUUGUGAAGAAAAUUACUAAGAAAAAGGGUUAUCACGAUGACCAUAGCGAUGAAGGAUACGAUGAUCACGAUGAUCAUCACGAUCAUGGUUAUAAAAAGAAAAGAUCUUAUCAUAAACAUGAUCACGGCUAUAAGCAUGAAAAGAAGGAGAAAGAGGUACAUCAUGUCAAGUAUAUCCCAAAGAUUGUGAAGAUUCUGCUUCCAACGACGACCACACCACCAGCAGAAGGAUUAGAGGCAGCAGGAUUGGAUCAACUCUUCCCACUUGUAAAUAGCGGCUUUCACAUCAACGGUGGCAUUGAGUUGUGUAGGGGCUGCAACAUAACUUCCUGUCACCAGCAUUGCAGGAACACGCCAAGCUGCAUGUCAGUUGAUUGGAACUACAUGGAGAAAGCCUGUUUUGCACAUACACAUGACACCGUGUGCAAUACUAUGACUGCCAAAGAUUCAGUGACAAACUAUAAAAGAGUUGUAUGCGUUGCGCCCGCUAACCCAACACCUGUUGCGCCUCGAGUACCACCACCGCCCAAUGUUGUUCAGCAGCAGACAUUCCAGCAACAACCACAACUAAUGCAGCAACCACAAAUGAUGCAGCAACCACAAAUGAUGCAGCAACCACAAAUGAUGCAGCAACCGCAGAUGGUGCAACAGCAGUCACAGAUGGUGCAGAGGACGCAACAAGUCCUACAGCCAAUGCAGCCCUCGCAAAUGAAACCAUUGAUGCCUGUGGGCUAUAGAGCACCCACGGCUGGAUUCACAGCAGGUCGUCAGAGUGGGCCUAGUAUACUACCUCCUGGUUGGUCGGCCUACCCAGGCUGUAAAGUCAGCGGUGGCAAGUUCAUUACAGAUGGUCUGAAAGGUGAUAUGUGUUUUGACCUCUGUAAGCGCUUGCCUAGUUGUCUGGCAGUUGACUUUAACAGUGAUGAUGGCAGUUGCUGGGUACACGACUCCAAAACCUCCUGCAAUGAUAAAGAAGGUGCAGUUAAAGUGUACCAUGCAAAGAAAGUGAUCUGUCCUGCACCAUACCCACGGCCGAUAGCAAUAGCCCCAAGGGAAACCUACAAUCCAUGACCACAUGGCCCUGUUAGACACACUAAUAACACUCAUAAUUUAUUAUCUGACUACCACUAAUACUUUAUAAGUAAGAAAUACGGGUCUAGCUAGAUAUUCAUCCAUGGAGCCAUUCAUUUGAUAAAAUACCAAGUGAUAAUGUGUCAUUGUUCACACAAGUAAGCCUCGAUACCAAUUGCUUUUAUGUAUAAGAUCAUUUAAGAUCUGAUUGGCUUCAAGGAUUGAAAUUACAAUACUAGACAUAGAGCGAAUUUUGGAGUCAUAUCAAAACUGGAUAAAUCAAUCAAAUAUGAUGAAGCAGUUGAGAUUACAUCGACAAGCUUUUCCACGAUAUAAGAAAUAAAUCCGCAAAUAUGCUGAUCAGCUUAUUCAUAUUUGAACUUUUGGGUGUACUUGUCAUUAUGUCAUGAUCAAACUAAUUAUUGUAAUAAUAAGUGUUUGUUAAGCAUAAUACGGAGUUUAAAGACAUACACCAGUGCUCUGAAGACGCAGGUUACAAUCGCUAAUUGAAUUAUUAUGUAAAUAUUAUCUAUAAUCUUAAUAGGUUUUCCCUUCUGUACAUUCUUGUAUAAAACAUCCCGU